CGACCAAGAGUUGGUUGCUUUGUCAUGCGCUCAAAAUGAAGCCUUUGACCCACUAACUAGUGCAUGUAAACUGUUCUAUUGCUUCUCUGGAUUUGAAUAUAACAUCACAACAGAAGAAUGCGAACGUGUACCGGUAGAUGAGAAGGAAAGACUCUGCUUGUCGUUCUAUUCUAGUCAGACAGAAAUGAAUAUGACGUCAUUGGACACUGAAUAUCUAUCAGCAGCGGUGAACAAUCUUAUCAUUGAAUUAUCGUUGGACGUACUGACAUUCUCUGAUGUUGUAUCAAUGCCUGAAUUGUCCUGUAUCCCUGCCAAGGCUCAGAUAGAUGACUGUGAUGAAACUCCUUAUCGUUCAAUUUGUCAAGUGUGCUUCGAUACCGAGAUGAACUUUACUGCCCUGCCUCUAUCUUCUGUGGAAUUCGAUCAGGGUACCUUGGAUACAUUAACCAAUAUAACGUCCUGUCUAUACAUGCCUUCAUUCGGAAACCUUUCAAUGGUAGAACUGUUGAUUGAUGUUCCUGCAGAAUGGAGCUGUGAGUCCCAUGAAUCCUGGACAUUUUCAGAUUACAACAAAACCUCCGUGCAACCGUUCCGAGUUAACUUUACUAGAGAAAGGGAGGAAUAUAUUCUGAGUGUUUUCAGCAUAGAUGACAUUUGUGCAAACAAUUACAGACUUGUAUGUGAUACAUAUGUCAGUUUAGAGGCUAGCAAGUUUGAGAUUGUGACAAACCACUCAAAAGUAUCGCUCCAUAUCAGUGGCAUGGACACUGUCCUUUUACAUGAUCAGUUUCAGAUAAAUACAGAUGGCUCUGCUGUUUAUUGCCUAGAAGAAGCUGUAUCUGAAGGUCGUAACUUACCUGCUGGUCUAGACAUCAUGAACAUAGUAGGAACUGUCCUGUCAAUUAUGUCAGUACUAAUCGUCAUAACCACAUACUUAAUUUUUCCUGAGCUUCGUAAUGUGGCUGGGAAAUCAGUUCUAACUCUAUCUAUUACUCUCCUAUUAACAUUUCUAUUGAUUUUCGUGGGUGGAGUGAGUACCCAACAUGAUGGCCUAUGUAAAGCAGUAGGAGCUAUAACUCAUUUCUUCUGGCUCUCCAUUUUCUUCUGGAUGAAUGCCCUUGCCAUAGAUCUGAAUCGGACCUUUGGCUCCCAUGCUAAAUUUCGUGUCGGCAACAAAUCUCAAAUUGUCUACAUCUGGUACUGCUUGUAUGCUUGGUGCAUACCAGCAUUGAUCGUAGGUGCUUGUCUGUUUAUCGACCUUUGUGACUGCACCAAUCUGCACUUGAACUACGGCAAUGAUUGGCUAUGCUGGUUGUCUAGCGGGAAUGUGAAUCUGUUUGCCUUUGGUGUACCUCUUGCAGCACUUCUGUUCCUGAACGCGAUCCUGUUCACAGACACAGUGGUCGGGAUUAGACUUACCAAAAAGGCCGCAGAGAAAGCAUUAAAGGAGCGACCAGCCCUGGCCAAAGCAAAAGAAGAGUUGUCCCUUUAUGUCAAGUUGUCUGGUGUCAUGGGUUUUACAUGGAUUUUGGCUUUUGUCUGUGAAUAUGCCAACAUCCCAGAGCUUUGGUAUGUCUUCAUUGCUAUCAAUUCCUUGCAAGGAGUCUUCAUUCUUCUUGCGUUUGUCUUCAACAAGCGUAUUAUCGCCCUGUGGAAGCAGAAACUGGGAGUCAGGCGUGAUGAUGUCACCUCCAGCACUGCUGAUACAAAGAGCACCAGUACCGGCAAUACCAUGAUUGAGAAGUAAAACAUGGAUCCUGCAGCACGUCAAAUAAAAUGUUAUGACUGUUUUAAAGAUGUAAAUCUACUCUACCGCUGUUAUGGCCUCAAAUACAGCUUCUGUACUAUGGUUAUUUAUACAUAAUUAUUAACAUAACCUUUCCUACACACCCAUUUCAAGUGUUACGCACAUAAGGUGUUCUUGAAACAAAAAUGAAUGGUAUGAUUGGUAAGCGAAAGGACUAUAAACAUCUCGGAUAACACGUGGUCAAAUAAUAUCUCACGACCAUAUCACAUUGAUAGAAAAGUAUGGAGAGUUCAUCACGAGCAAUAGAGUAAAACAUUUUAACGUCUUUGAAGUCGGCGAGAUCGAGGCCCGCCCACCAUCUAAUAAACGCCCACCAUCUGUAAACGACGUUCUAAACUUAGAAAGGGUUAACCAACAGGUUUCAUAUUCUGUGUUUGUGAUCAUAUAUGUGAGAGAGUAGUCUUAAUUGAUUUAAAUAAGAAUGAAGAGGCAUUAUUGCAGGAUGUCUAGCACAAUUAAAGCACUUUAUCUCUCUAACAAGAUCGAGGCCCGCCCACCAUCUAAUAGAUCUGUAAAAGAUGUGCUAAACUUAGAAAGGGUUAACCAACAGGUUUCAUAUUCUGUGUUUGUGAUCAUAUAUAUUGUGAGAGAGUAGUCUUAAUUGAUUUAAAUAAGAAUGAGAAGGCAUUAUUGCAGGAUGUCUAGCAUAAUUUAAUCACUGUAUCUCUCUAACGAGUGUUUUGCAAUGUAGGGUGCAUUUCUUCAUGAGUUAAGUCUGCCAAGAAACCUUCUAGUUUUAUGGUUUAGAGACAUAUUAGCGACGUCUGCUGAGUUUUCUUUAAAACCUGUGAAUGACGUGACAAAAUUAAAUUGUACAAUAAAGUGUCUAGUAAUAAAAGUGCA
Strongylocentrotus purpuratus (purple sea urchin) is the source of this 2650-nucleotide messenger RNA. Its product is annotated as probable G-protein coupled receptor Mth-like 3. The transcript is spliced from 2 exons. Gene Ontology annotation, molecular function: G protein-coupled receptor activity. Gene Ontology annotation, cellular component: membrane. Lineage: Eukaryota; Metazoa; Echinodermata; Echinoidea; Camarodonta; Strongylocentrotidae. The record is from RefSeq and is a predicted model, not a curated record. Bases 185 to 1747 code for a protein of 520 amino acids. Gene Ontology annotation, biological process: G protein-coupled receptor signaling pathway; cell surface receptor signaling pathway.